AUGGCUUCCGCUACCGAGUCUGUGCACCAGCCGCGUGUCAAGCGGCCGGAGGAGAAGCUCAAGGUGGUUGUGAUCGGGGCGGGUCUCGGUGGAUUGGCAGCGGCGAUGGCGAUGUACUAUGCGGGUUACGAGGUGGUCGUGUACGAGAAGAUCAAGAAGUUCCUGCCGCUCGGCGACAGUCUCGGGGUUGGCGAGAAUGCACUUCGCCUCCUCACGCGCUGGGGCGUCCGCGACAAGCUGAUUGCCAUCGGCAACAAGUCUCCCGUCAUGCACAUCCGCCGCUGGGACACCGGCGAGAUCAUCGCAACGCAGCGCCUAAUGGACAUGGCAGGGUACAUCGGCCACCGGGCUCAGUAUCACGCUUCCUUCCUCUCGCGAGUUGAGGAGCUCGGCAUCCCCGUCCACAUGGGCACCGCCGUCGCGACCUUCGAUGAGUAUGUGCCGUCGGUCACCCUCGAGACGGGCGAAGUCGUGAACUGCGACCUGGUCAUCGGCGCCGACGGCAUCAAGAGUCGGACGCGGGAGCUCGUCCUGGGCUUCGAGGACAAGCCGAAGUCCAGCGGAUACGCCUGCUACCGCGCCUACACCGAAGGAGACCGCAUCCGCGACCACCCAGAUGCAGGAGUGCUCGUCAACCGCGACGCAAGUACCCAAAUGAACAUCUGGAUUGGCAAGGAUCUGCAUAUCGUCCAGAACACCUGCCGCAACGGCGGCGACUUCAACUGGAUCAUCACGCACAAGGACGACGAGGACAUCGCCGAGUCGUGGUCGCAGCCUGGCAAGGUGGAAGAUGCUGUCGCUCUUGUCGAACAGUGGGAUCCGACCAUCGUGGAGGCGAUGCGACUCACGCCGUCCUGCCUCGACUGGAAGAUUGUCUACCGCGAGCCUUUACCAACCUGGAUCUCCAAGUCCGGCAAAGUUGUCCUCCUCGGCGACUCAGCCCACCCUCACCUGCCGACAUCCGCUCAAGGUGCCUCACAAGCAGUCGAAGAUGCCGCAACGCUCGCCAUCUGCCUCGAGCUCGCCGGCCGCGACAACAUCCGUCUCGCGACUCUGACCUACGAAAGGUUGAGGUAUGCUCGCGUGCUCAAGACGCAGAAAACGGGCGAGGACACGAGGCGGAGGUGGCACAACGCCUUGCGAGACCUCGAUGCCGGACGUGAGGUCGAUCCGGAGAGCGUCAAGAUGCAGAACGAGUGGAUCUACGCUCUCGACGCCGAAGCUGAUACACGCGCUCGCUUUGCCGCCGUGUCAGCGCAGAUCAAAGCUGAGCUCGCCGCCAACAACGACGAGGGAGGUCGCGCAAAUGGCCAAGGACAUGUUCGACUCCUGGGAGAGUAG
Rhodotorula toruloides NP11 is the source of this 1341-nucleotide messenger RNA. Its product is annotated as monooxygenase. The record is from RefSeq and is a predicted model, not a curated record. The transcript has 15 exons. Gene Ontology annotation, biological process: secondary metabolite biosynthetic process. Gene Ontology annotation, molecular function: monooxygenase activity; FAD binding. The coding region runs from base 1 to 1341 and encodes 446 amino acids. NCBI's taxonomy places the organism in Eukaryota, Fungi, Basidiomycota, Microbotryomycetes, Sporidiobolales, Sporidiobolaceae.